Molecule: messenger RNA, 2130 nt
Organism: Dermatophagoides farinae (American house dust mite)
Lineage: Eukaryota; Metazoa; Arthropoda; Arachnida; Sarcoptiformes; Pyroglyphidae
Product: apoptosis-inducing factor 3
Cellular component (GO): cytoplasm
Molecular function (GO): 2 iron, 2 sulfur cluster binding; oxidoreductase activity, acting on NAD(P)H
Source: RefSeq, a predicted model, not a curated record
CACACAAACUAAACAUAUAAAAACUAAACACAGAACACGACAAUCUUUAUCUUAUGGAGAUCACACUAUUUUGCAGUGAUUUCAUUUGAAUAAAACUGUUAAAGUUGACAAAACAGCUGAUUUUUUUUCAUUUAUUCAGCCAUAGCUGCUCAGAUAAAGUUCAAUAGUGGUCGAAUCGAUUGAAAAACAUCAUCAAGCAAAAUAAAACGAAAGUGAACGUAAAAACAGCUGAUUUUUUUUCAUUUAUUCGGCGAGAGAAAAACGCCCAUUCCAUAUCACAAAGACAAAUCAAGUUUCAAAUUUUUCUCAUUGAGAUUCAUUUGCAAUUUCGAAUGUCUGAUAUUCUUGAACAAUCGGUCUGUAAAAUUGAUGAACUUCAAAUCAAAGAGAAAAAAGUCGUACGCAUCGAAAAUGUAGGCAUCGUUUUAUAUCGAAAAUCUGAAACAGAAAUCAUUGCAUUUGGUAAUAGAUGUUCACAUUAUAGUGCACCUUUAAUCAAUGGUGUUAUUUAUGGUGAUUUAGCAAUCUGUCCAUGGCAUGGUGCCUGUUUCAAUAUCCGUACCGGUGAUAUUGAAGAAUUUCCCGGCUGUAAUAAUAUACCAACAUUUGACAUAGAAAUCCGUGAUGAUGAAGUAUUUUUACGUGCAAAAAAAGAAAAAUUUGUCACUUCAAUACAACGAAUAUCGAUACGACGAAUGUCAACAAAUGAACAAACAAUCAUCGUCAUUGGUGGUGGUCCUGCUGGUUUUCAAUGUGCUGAAACAUUACGCCAAGAAAUUGCCGGUUUUGAUGGCCGAAUUAUUCUCAUAUCAGAUGAAGAUGCUAUACCAUAUGAUCGUACUAAAUUAAGCAAGAAUCUUGCUAGUAAAUUGGAAAAUAUUGUAUUACGUAAUGAAGAUUAUUAUCAACAAGCACAGAUUGAAUUAAAAUUACAAACAAAAUGUCAACGUCUUGAUACCGAUACACAAAUGGUAUAUCUUAAUGAUGGCACAGCCAUACAUUAUGAUAAAUGUUUCAUAGCAACUGGAUCAAGACCACGAAAAUAUAAUUCACCAAUGUUGAAUGAAAACAUUGAAAACAUUUUCUAUCUACGAACCUAUCGUGAUGCAAACAAUAUUCAUAACCAAAUAAAUGAAGAUAAAAAUGUUGUACUUAUUGGAUCAUCGUUUAUCGUCAUUGAAAUUGCCUGUUCUAUCAUAAAAUUGGCCAAAUCAAUAACAAUCAUAAGCCGAACGGAUGUUCCAUAUUCACGUACAUUAGGAAGACGCAUUGGUGCGGCAAUUAAAAAAGUUUUAAUAUCAAAAAAUAUACGAUUCCUAUGUACAGGAUCAUCAUCGCCAUUGGAAUUCGUAUUGGACGAAGAAUCCAAUCGUUUAAUUCGUAUUAAAUCACCGGAAUUCGCUGAACAUAUUGAAUGUGAUGUUUGUGUCAUCGGUAUUGGUAGUGUACCAAAUACAGAAUUUUUACGUGAAUCAUCAUCAUCGAAUAUUAAACUAUCGGAUAAUAAUUGUAUUAUUGUGGAUGAAAAUUUUCAAACAUCCGUACCGAAUGUUUAUGCUGGUGGUGAUGUUUGCGUUUAUCCGAACCAUAUAUUCGAUGAUCAAAUGAUGAAUAUUGCACAUUGGCAAACAGCUCAAGCACAUGGCCGUCAAGCAUCAUUAGCGAUGAUGAAUCGAUUGGCACCGUUGGAAACACGUUUUCAAUCGGUAACAUUUUUCUGGUCCGCUAUAUUCGGAAAAGGUAUUAGAUUUGCCGGUAUUGUUAAUGACCCUGAUGAUUGCCUUAUUGAUGGUGAUAUUAUCGAUUUACAUUUUGUUGCCUAUUAUUUUCGCGAUGAUCGUGUGAUCGGCGUCGCCACAAUCGGCCGUGAUCCAUUAGCAUCAGCAUUUGCUGCAUUAUUACGGGAUAAUAAAAUACUUACCAAACAAGAUAUCGAAUCCAAUCCAAACGCUUGGUUCGAAAAUAAUUUCUCCUAGUAUUAAUUAUAAUAAUUUGAAUUAUCAUUGCAAUAUUGACGAUAAAAUAAUGUUAUAAAUUUCACAAAAAAUUUAAUUUCACUGACACACAAACACUAUAAUAAUGACUAUUUAUACAAAAUGAUUAAAAUAAAUCUUAAUUUUCUUCUUCAAA